AUCUUUCACAAUUGUAGUACUUCCGGAGGUGCUGUACGUUUAUUUCUUCGCCCAGCAGCUGACGGGACGGAAGUGUGGGUGAAAAGUGAGGUGAUGCCCUUGGAGGUGACAUGGCCCUUCUCACAAUGCCCCCGCCUGGGCUGGAGGAUAUCCAGUCGGCUGGUCAUGGGCAUGGUGGGCUCGUACAGUUACCUGUGGUCCAAGUAUUUUAAUUCCUUGAUGGUGCACAACCAUGAUGUUUUGUUGGACCUGGUUGAUGAGCGUCCUCAGGACACACCCCUUAUUACACUGUCCAAUCACGUGUCCUGCAUGGAUGAUCCACACAUCUGGGGAGUCCUGAAGCUCCGGCAACUGUGGAACUUUAACAGGAUGAGAUGGACUCCUGCUGCCUCUGAUAUCUGUUUUACAAGAGAAUUCCACUCCAGCUUUUUCAGCAGAGGGAAAUGUGUGCCUGUAGUUAGAGGAGAUGGAGUAUAUCAGAAAGGAAUGGACUUCCUCCUGGAAAGGCUAAAUCAUGGGGAAUGGGUACACAUAUUUCCAGAGGGUAAAGUCAACAUGACAGGAGAGUUCAUACGGUUUAAAUGGGGAAUUGGUCGUUUGAUUGCAGAGUGCUCUCUUCAUCCGAUCAUUUUACCUUUGUGGCAUAUAGGUAUGAAUGAUGUCCUACCAAAUAAAACUCCAUACAUCCCUCGAGUUGGACAGAGAGUAACUGUCCUUGUGGGGAAACCGUUUACAGUCAAACACCUGGUAAAUGCACUCAGAGCAGAAAACACUAGUCCGAUGGAAAUGCGGAAAGCAGUGACAGACUUUGUUCAAGAGGAAUUUUACAGUUUGAAAGCCCAGGCAGAGGCUCUUCAUCAGAGGAUAAAGAGCUGCACAUAACCCAUGAAGAGACUUUUGUCAUUAUAUGAAAAAGGGCUGUGCAGAAACCCAGUGAGAUAACUUUGAGCUCAAAUCUCAGCAUGGACACUGACGGUUUGUUAAAGUAUCAUGUUCAGGAAUGUUACGGAACAACCAUGAAGACAUAAUUAUGAAUAUAAUGCAGGUAUCUGUUCAUCCUUGCAUGGACAAUGAGAUUUGGCCUGAAACAAAAACAGAGAUCAUCUGUUAUUAAUCUGUUCAUCUGUUAUAAAUGAUCAGGGAGGCAUGAGUAUGAGUUGUAACACCUGAAGCGAAAUUUAAAGAAUUGUUUUACGUAAUGUUAAGAACGUUUAACACUGUGGACAUUGUUCAAGUGAUUGGAAAUGCAUGUCAGACUUCAGACUGUGGAACACAUUAUGUUAUAUUCUCCCACAGUAUUUGUUUAUAUUUUGAUGGUACAGAAUUAGUUGACCUAUCAAAAAUAGCAUUGGCAUUUAGAUUGAUCAAAGUUCAAAUUAGAAAAUGUAUUUAGUUCUUUUACCAGAAACACAUGACACUGUAUCAGGGAAACAUUCGAUUUGUUUGAUUUUUAUCACUGUGAUAUAAGAAAAAAUGUUUGAUAUAUAAAUUCCACUGAUUGCUUUUCUCGUAGCUUGAUCAAAUAAUUGAUGACAAACAGACUAGCAUUUGAUUUUUUUUUUUAAAGAAUUUUUUUAAAAGUUUAGAAAUUUGA
Messenger RNA from Myxocyprinus asiaticus (Chinese sucker), 1594 nucleotides. RefSeq names its product tafazzin, phospholipid-lysophospholipid transacylase (gene tafazzin). Bases 94 to 882 code for a protein of 262 amino acids. The transcript is spliced from 11 exons. Lineage: Eukaryota; Metazoa; Chordata; Actinopteri; Cypriniformes; Catostomidae. The record is from RefSeq and is a predicted model, not a curated record. Gene Ontology annotation, molecular function: 1-acylglycerophosphocholine O-acyltransferase activity. Gene Ontology annotation, biological process: inner mitochondrial membrane organization; cardiolipin acyl-chain remodeling. Gene Ontology annotation, cellular component: mitochondrial membrane.